Molecule: messenger RNA, 2220 nt
Organism: Mangifera indica (mango)
Lineage: Eukaryota; Viridiplantae; Streptophyta; Magnoliopsida; Sapindales; Anacardiaceae
Product: probable magnesium transporter NIPA4
Exons: 9
Coding region: 715-1755 (346 amino acids)
Biological process (GO): magnesium ion transport
Cellular component (GO): membrane
Molecular function (GO): magnesium ion transmembrane transporter activity
Source: RefSeq, a predicted model, not a curated record
UUAUGUCAAACUCCAGCGUACUCCAUUUAAUCCUCACAAAGAUUGGUACGAAAGAAAGAUAAACGCGCCUCCCGUCUCCUCAGCUUCGCAGCUGUUCUUCUUCUUCUUCUUUCCCGACCAGACUCUCUCUCCUUACCGACACGACAUCGUUUUCAAUUCAACCGCAACACAACACGUCUUCUUUCCACUAGUCUCUUUCUUUCCAAGUCUCCCGAGAUCCACUCGCCUCGAGUCACCGCCCAGUCAACUCAUCCGACACAACUCAAGUUUUGUCUCUCUCUAGGAUCUCCCGCAGUUCAAACUACAGUCUUCGAUUAUUCAAACGACGCUGAAUUGAUCAAGCUCAUAGCGUAUUCUUCCACAUUUUUUUUUUAAUUUCAUUUCUUCAAGAUCUCCUUCGAGUUGAAGGGAGAUGCGGAUAAGAUAAUCGUAAUCUUUAUUUAGUGAAACGACGUCGUAUUCAAGUGAAGACGAGACCUAACUCUCUUGCCUCUGAGAUCUUUGUUGGAACCUGGAAACACUAAACUUCAUUGAUGUGCUGAAAACGACGACGAUUUGACUACAGAUUAAGUGAUCGGGAUUCUAUUUCUAUUACAUCGGAAAUAAACGAGAUUUUUCUGUAGUAGGAAGACGAAUUAUCAAGAGUGACAUAAGGUGGAUUUGGUGGCUCAGUCGGAGUUGUUGCGGCUGACUCGAUAAUCCGGCGGCCACUGAAUGGCGGCGACGAGUCAGAGCUGGGGAGAUGGCAUGUCAUCGGAUAACAUAAAAGGUCUGGUUUUGGCUCUCUCGUCCAGUCUGUUUAUUGGUGCUAGUUUUAUUGUUAAGAAGAAGGGACUGAAGAAAGCUGGCGCUUCUGGUAUUAGAGCAGGUCUGGGAGUUGGAGGCUAUUCUUACUUGUAUGAGCCACUAUGGUGGGUGGGCAUGAUAACAAUGAUUGUUGGGGAAAUUGCUAAUUUUGCUGCUUAUGCAUUUGCACCUGCCAUAUUGGUUACACCACUGGGUGCUCUCAGCAUUAUUAUCAGUGCUGUUCUUGCUCAUAUCAUUUUACAUGAAAGACUACAUAUUUUUGGUAUUCUUGGUUGUGCACUUUGUGUUGUGGGCUCUACAACAAUUGUGCUACAUGCUCCUCAAGAGCGCGAUAUUGAAUCUGUAAUAGAAGUUUGGAAUCUUGCUACAGAUCCGGCUUUUCUCUUGUAUGCAGCACUGGUCAUAACAGCUGUAUUUGUCCUUAUAUUCCAAUUCAUUCCAGAGUAUGGUCAGACACACAUAAUGGUUUAUAUUGGAGUCUGUUCUCUUGUAGGUUCAUUGUCGGUUAUGAGUGUUAAAGCUCUAGGAAUUGCUCUGAAGUUAACAUUGUCUGGAAUGAAUCAGUUAAUAUAUCCACAAACUUGGUUCUUCACGCUAAUUGUAUUUACUUGUGUGAUUACGCAAAUGAAUUAUUUAAACAAGGCGCUGGACACUUUUAACACAGCAGUUGUAUCUCCCAUUUACUAUGUCAUGUUCACUUCACUUACCAUCUUGGCUAGUGUGAUCAUGUUUAAGGAUUGGGAUAGGCAAAAUCCCACACAAAUUGUCACUGAAAUGUGUGGAUUUGUGACAAUCCUUUCAGGAACCUUUCUUCUUCACAAAACUAAGGACAUGGGUGAUGGUUUGACAACAUCUAUGUCUUUGCGGUUACCUAAGCACACAGAUGAGGAUGGUUUUAGAUCUGAAGGCAUCCCUCUAAAGCGACAAGAUUCGAUGAGAACACCGUGAUAUCAUGGUGUAUAUCGUCUGUCUAUCAUCUGAGAGAAAUGUUCAUACACUUUCGAGAGAAAUGUUAGGGGGGUGAAUAAUAUUAGUAAGGAUAACAAUGUUAAUGAAAAGACAGAAACAGUUUUAGCUUGAGUUUGCCUUGUUCGAGGAUGGAUUAGAGUUGAGUCAGUGUAAUUCGGUUUGAAUGCUGCCUGGACUCAAUGAGGGGGAACAAGAAUUUGUUCUUGGAACAAUUAAACCCUAAACUUUGGAUAAAGAGCAAAGAGCACAAUGGAGCUCCUCUGGCGAGAUAGUCUGUUUGUCUUGUUUAAAUCAUCAACCAUUUAGCGGUUAGCAUUAAAAUAUAUUUUACUGGUUACACUUGAAUAGUAAUGGUUUGUGGGGAAUCGGGAUUCCGUAGUGACAUUAUUGAGAAAUUGUUCUUUGGAAGGAUCUAUCCAUUCGCAUGAAGUUUUGGCACAAAAA